AUGGUUCAUGUGGAAAGAGCGGUUUUUCAUUUCUAGAUUCCGAAAUAAAAAUGAAAAUCAAGAUCCGAGAAGCCCACAUGAGAAAAGGACAAAUCGAUGAGAUCGUGCUCGUCGGCGGGUCGACCCGGAUCCCGAGGCUCAAGGAGAUCCUCCGCGAGGCUUUUCCCAGCGGGACCAAAAUCUGCGAAACCAUCCAUCCGGAUGAGGCCGUGGCCUACGGGGCCGCGGUUAUUUCCGCCGUCUUGACAGGUUUUUUUUACUCUUCAAAAGUUUCUGAGAACCAAAACUUUGAAAAAUAGGAGCUUCCGAUAGAUAUUUCUGAACAAAAAAAUGAAUUUUUUUAAUAGGAAGUUUGAAAAAAAUUCCAGGUCUUUGAUUCAUAAUGAAGCAAAAGCAUUUUUCACGUUAAAAAAAUGAAUUUUUUUCGGAAGAUUUCAUAGAUUAUUGAUUUUCAAAUGGAUUUUCAGUAAGGACUUGGCGAAAAAAAUGUCAAAAAAAUAACCUUUUUUUCCAAGAGCCGAAUGUCUAAAAGGAGCUUCCAAGUGUCCCAGGAGAUAUUUCUGAACUAAAAACUGAUUUUCUAAGGGUAAACUUGAAAAAAAUUCCAGGUGUUUCUAUAUUCAUAAUAAAAGCAAAAGCAUUUUUUUCAAGUUAAAAAAAGGAAUUUUUUUCCGAAGAUUUUAUAGAUUACUGAUUUUUUUUAAUGGAUUUUCAGUGAAGACUUGGCGAAAACUGUCAAAAAAACUUUAUUUUGCAAAAAAAUAAUCCAUCUGUUUUUUUCCGUGUACCUAUUCAUGAAGUAAGGUUCUGGUGAAAUGAGUAAAUUCAUACAUUUUUUUCGAAGUCGCCCGAAUUACUAAAGUGGUCACUCAGGAGUGGAAAAGGUGCAGCAAAAGUUUGAUUAAACAAAAAAACCUUUAUUUACUGUUUUUCGAGGGCUUUUCCACAGAUCUUGCUUUCAUAUGGAAAUGAAGAAAGUUCUGACAUUUUUUUAAUUUCCUCGAAUCACUCAAGUGAUCACUUAGGAAUGGAAGAGGUGCAUGAGCGGUUUAAUCAAUCAAAAAAAUUGUUCAUUAUUUUUUUCUAGCAUUUUUUUCUACUGACCCUGCUUCUGUUAAAAUGGAGAAUUUAAAAAAAUUUUUUUAACCCCAAAUCACUCAAGUGAUCACUUAGGAUUGGAAGAGGUGCCGGAGAGGUUUGAUCACGCAAAAAAAUCAAAUCUUGCUUUUUUUGUGUUUUUUUCAAAGAGUGUUCCUAUUAAAAAUAAAGAACUUUCUAAAAAAAUAAUUUAAAAAUUCCAUAAAACCACUCAAGUGAUCCCUCAGGAGUGGAAGAGGUGCAGGACAUGCGAAUGAACGACAUGAUCCCUCUCUCGAUCGGAAUCGAAUGCAAGAGGAAUUAUAUGAGCGUCAUGAUCAAAAGAGGUGAUUUUAAUCAAUCAAAAAUCAUUGCCGAGGUGUUUAAAGGAGCACGGGCACAUUACAAAAAAAGGGUCUCGAAGCGAAAAGCCAUUUUUUUCUUUAUUCCUGAACAUUCAACACCUUAGCAAAGAUUUUUGAACAGAAAUGAUAUUUUCAAAAAAAAAUGAGAAAUUCAGGGACUUAUUUCCCCUGCAAACACACUAUGGUCUACCAGAACACGCACGAUUUUCAAACCGUCAUUGAUAUUUCGAUUUAUGAAGGUAUAGUUUAUAAGGAAAUAGGUUUUUGGAGAUUUCUAGAGUUUGAAAAAGAAUGAGCUGAAAAAAAAAUCAAAAAACCCAGAAUUCGGGCAUGGUGGUAAUGGCCGCCAAAAGGGAGGAGAGGCUCAAAAAAGGCAGCAAAAAGGUCGCAAAAAGGCCGCAGAAAAGCCGCAAAAAGGCAGCAAAAAGGCAGCAAAAAGGCCGCAGAAAGGCCUCAAAAAGGCACCGAAAAGGCAGCAAAAAGGCAGCAAAAAAGCAGCAAAAAGGCCGCAGAAAGGAAGCAAAAAGGUACAAAAAAGGCCGCAGAAAGGUCGCAGAAAAGCUUCAAAAAGCAAAAAGGCCGCAAAAAGGCAGCAAAAAGGCAGCAAAAGGGUUGCAGAAAGGCCGCAAAAAGGCCGCAAAAAGGCCGCAAAAAGGCAGCAAAAAGGCAGCAAAAGGGUUGCAGAAAGGCCGCAGAAAGACAGAAAAAAGGUACAAAAAAGGCCGCAGAAAGGCCUCAAAAAGGCCGCAGAAAGACAGCAAAAAGGUCGCAAAAUAGCAGCAAAAAGGUCACAAAAAUUCCGCAGAAAGAAUCCCUUUAUCGAGCCUUCCAUUUUUCUAGGAUUUUAAAGGGUCGAGAAAUGGUGGAGAAAGGGAGAGACAGCAAAAAUGGUGCAUAAGGGCUGAGAAAAUGGCUCAAAAUGGCAGCAAAAAGGGCCCUUCAUCACCCUAAAAGAAAAAUUUUAUGGACCGGAGGGUCCUUCCGACUUUGCCUAUGAAACGUUUUGUCAUAAUGAUUUAUAUAUUUUGUCAUUUUUUUCUUCGAUUUUUUUGUAUCUAGUUUCAAAUGGGUCUGUAAUUUUGUCGAUAUUUUUUUAGUUCAAAAAAAGAAUAUUUUUUUGCAAGUUCACGUUUUUUUCCGAAGGUCGAUAUUUUAGUUAAAAAAAUGAAAAAAAGUAUCCAGGAAGUCCUACGUUUCAUGAGCUAUAUAUAUGUCCCUCUAUUUAUUUAUUUUUUGAUUUGGAUAAACUUUGUCACGAAAAAAACUCUAAUCAGAAAAAUCCGCUCUUUUUAGAGCCUUUUUUUCUAUUUUUUUCAACGUUUCUUUCUUUUUUUGAUUUUCUAUUUGAGGAUAAAAAAACAAGUAUCCAGGAAACUCUGUUUUUUCAAUCGAGUCAAUUUUUUUCAGAUUUACAGAUAAAUAUCAUAAUUAUAUAUCUCUAUAAUGAAAAUUUUUCUCCCCAAGACCUUUUUUUGAAAAAUCUUACCAUGCUCCUUUAAAAAUCACCGGAAUUUUCAUGAAAUAAGGUCGAAAAAAAGCUGAGAUUUGAAAAAUAUAAUUUUUAUAUUUUUUUAUCUGAUAUAUUGAUUUUUUUUUUUCAUCACUGGCGGUUUUCCUUCCCUUUCAAUUAUUUUUUAUCACCCCGUUCUUAAAUUUUUUUAAUCUAGAACAUCUUUGAAAAAUUAUUUUUCACAUACAGGCUUUUGAAAAAGUUCAAAAAGUCAAUUUUCUCUUUCUCCGGGUAAAUUUUCUCCAAAUUUCCAGGAGAACGGGCCCUUUGCGCGGCCAACAAUCACCUCGGCAACAUUUCUAUGUCGAUUGAGCCGAGAAGACGUGGGGAAACGAUUAUUGAGGUGAGAAAAUCGUUUUGACUCUCUGAAAACUCGAAGAAUUUGGAGAUUUAAGGUUUUUAACUAACUAAAGGACAUGAAGAUGUCUAGAAAAGUUUUUAAAAAAAGCUCAGUUUUUUUUUGGCGGGAAAAAAAAUUCAGUCAAAAAAUUUUUUGAUCAUUUUUUGUUCAUCGUAUUCACAUUUCAGCUGCAUAAAUAAUGAAAUUUUAAAAAAAUCGGUUUUUUUCCAUGUUUGGAUUCUUAUAUUUCAGACGAAGAGUACUGUAACCAUAUGAAUUUGAUUUGCGAAAUAAUUACUCUUCGAUUCGAAGGUGACUCUGGAAGUCGACCACAACGGAAUCCUGCAAGUGACGGCGGUCGACGUCAACACGAAAGCCGCCAUCAGCGCCCCGAUCCUCUACGAUCACUGCACCUACACCCGGGUUUGCCUUUCCGUUGUUCUCUAA
Molecule: messenger RNA, 3739 nt
Organism: Caenorhabditis auriculariae
Lineage: Eukaryota; Metazoa; Nematoda; Chromadorea; Rhabditida; Rhabditidae
Source: the annotation of a GenBank genome assembly